Messenger RNA from Ctenocephalides felis (cat flea), 1465 nucleotides. RefSeq names its product integumentary mucin C.1-like. The record is from RefSeq and is a predicted model, not a curated record. Gene Ontology annotation, molecular function: chitin binding. The transcript has 3 exons. Lineage: Eukaryota; Metazoa; Arthropoda; Insecta; Siphonaptera; Pulicidae. Gene Ontology annotation, cellular component: extracellular region. Bases 3 to 1364 code for a protein of 453 amino acids.
CAAUGAUCAAGUCAGUUAUAAUUGUGGCCAACUUUUGGCUAUUCGUAGCCUUGCAAUCGAUUGAUAAUCGGCAGACUAACAACUGCUCUGAGAUUGGUGUUGAUGGUUUUUUUUGUCUCAACUGCAGCGUCACAGCUUUUUGUGGUAGAGGACCUACGGGUGAAUUCAACACCGUGUCUACAAGUCCAUGUAGUUCUGGUGAAGUUUGCAGUACCUGGGCGGGUAGAUGUUCUGCAGAUCCAAGCCCAUGUUUCUCGGAAGGUUCUAUAACUUGCACCGGUCCAGGAGUUUUUCCUGAUCCGUAUGAUUGUCAGCGUUAUCAUGAAUGUAAAACUGCAAAUGAAUCAUCUAAGCCUGUCGAGUGUGGGGGUUACAAGGCUUAUAAUGUUAUAGAAAAUAAUUGUAGCCUGAACAUGAAUCAUCAAUCGUGUAAACGCUUACAAUUUCAUUGUGAUACUAUAGGAGAUGAAAAUGCUUGGCCGAGCAAUAGAAAUAUAUAUUAUAGGUGCACCGAAAAAACCUUGUGGUUCAAUAGCAACAAAAUAUUAUAUCCUUUAUUAUAUCGGUGUGAUGAGAAUGAGAUAUAUGAUGCAGUGCAGAGAGUUUGCGUAAGAGAUGAAACCACCACGACGCCUGCCACAACGCCAACCGAAUCUUCCACGUCUAGUGAAACAACCACGACGUCUGCCACAACAUCAACCGAAUCUUCCACGUCUAGUGAAACAACCACGACGUCUGCCACAACACCAACCGAAUCUUCCACGUCUAGUGAAACAACCACGACGUCUGCCACAACACCAACCGAAUCUUCCACGUCUAGUGAAACAACCACGACGUCUGCCACAACACCAACCGAAUCUUCCACGUCUAGUGAAACAACCACGACGUCUGCCACAACACCAACCGAAUCUUCCACGUCUGGUGAAACAACCACGACGUCUGCCACAACACCAACCGAACCUUCCACAAAGCCUACUUCUACGGAAACUCCCGCAACAAAACCACCGCAAGAAAUACCAUGCAAACAACAAGGUCCGCUGAUGCAAGAUCCACACGAUUGUCACGCAUAUUACACAUGUCUAGAAAUUGGAUCAUUACCGAAACAUUUUAAUUGUAAUAAAGGUGCUUAUUUCAAUACAGUCAAAUUAAAAUGCGUGAAAGGAAAUUGCGAAAAUAGCACAGAAAUUCCUCUUCCUGAGCUUCCAGACAUUUGCGAUGAAGUAGGACCUUUGGUGCAAGAUCCAAACGAUUGCCGCAAGUAUUAUUCAUGCGUCACGAUUGGAAAAGAACCUGAACAUUUUACGUGCAAUAAAGGGGCGUAUUUUGAUCGAGAAAGAUUACGGUGUGUCAGAGGAUCUUGUUAACAAAUAUUGUUAUAUAACAAAGUUCAAUCUUUAAUUAUUAUUUAGAAGAAUUUGAAAAUGUAUAUUUAAUGUUUUUUAAUAAAAUAGUUUAUUGGCAAUUU